Molecule: messenger RNA, 2392 nt
Organism: Mya arenaria
Lineage: Eukaryota; Metazoa; Mollusca; Bivalvia; Myida; Myidae
Product: protein crumbs-like
Exons: 16
Coding region: 67-1842 (591 amino acids)
Molecular function (GO): calcium ion binding
Source: RefSeq, a predicted model, not a curated record
AAGUUAAAUGGCACUAGCUAGUAGCUAGCGUAAAGACGUGGCAUUAUAAGUAGAAAUAUUGGAGAUAUGCUUGUGGUCAUAAUUUGUUCCUUCAUAUUUCCUGCGGUUAACUGCCUACUAUGCCUCCAAUGUUCGGGCAUCAGCCAGCCGCGGCACUGUAAAUCUGUUGUAGAGUGCGACGUUGAUAAGAAAUGUGGUGUUGAACAGAUAUCUGUCUCGAAUGGUCAACAUCUCUACGACGUCGGGUGUUUUGCCAUGCAGGAAUGUGCUAGCAACAUCACAAAGUCUGGAGAGUGCAGGGAAUGUUGUGGCAAGACUUUGUGCAACGCUCAGGGAUGCAACGAACCUGGAUACCCUGACGUGAUGGGGCCAAUUUGUUAUAACUGCCCGAUGUCUACCAACCCCAGUUUGUGCUCGUCCAUUGAGUUCUGUGAAGUUGGCCAGGUUUGUGAGUACGACUUUCGCAGGGAAUUCGGGGACUUAGUGUACUCUGGACAUUGCGCACACCAGCAGAUUUGUACCCAAAACAGUGCUAGUUCUGCACAAAUUAUAGGUCGUGACCUUGACAAAAGGCCUUCUAUUGUGGAGCAUGUAUGUCAUGGGUGCUGUGACCUUGACCUAUGCAAUAAACAGUGUGCACAAACAGUAAAGAUAGACCCAUGUGACCCCGAUCCAUGCUUCCAAGGACGAUGUGUUUCCACUCAUGACAACUAUACCUGCAGUUGUGAUUCCGGCUUUGAGGGCAGAAAUUGUUCAGUCAUUGUAGACCCAUGUGCCCCCGAUCCAUGUGUCCAUGGACAAUGUGUUUCCACUCAAGACAACUACACCUGCAGUUGUGAUUCCGGCUAUUGGGGAAGCAAUUGCUCUUUCAACCCAUGUGUCCCCGAACCAUGUGAGCAUGGACAAUGUUUCUCAACUCAAUACAACUACAGCUGCAGUUGUCAAUUCGGCUUUUGGGGAAGGAAUUGUUCCAUCAACGCAUGUGACCCCAAUCCAUGUGAACAUGGAGUGUGUGAUCCCGUUCUUGACAACUAUACCUGCAGUUGUGACUCGGGUUAUGAGGGAAGGAAUUGCUCCGUCAUUAUAGACCCAUGUAUCCCCGAUCCAUGUGUACAUGGACAAUGUGUUUCCUCUCAUGACAACUAUACCUGCAGUUGUGAUUCCGACUUUUGGGGAAGAAAUUGCUCCUUUUUACCGUCAACAGACUGCUAUGGCUUACAGAAACAGAACCUGGGACUACCAAGUGGUGUGUAUAACGUGUCGCUAUGGAGAAGUCACGUGAAGAUCCCAGUGUUAUGUGAUAUGACGACAGAAUCAGGUGGCUGGACGGUUAUUCAGCACAGAUAUGAUGGCUCAGUGGACUUUUAUAGGAACCUUUCUGAGUAUUCCGAUGGAUUUGGCGACGUCAGUACGGAGUUUUGGUUAGGCCUAAGUUACAUCAAAGAAAUAGCUGACAAUGGAAACACUACUCUUCGAAUGGAGGUUUCGGCAGCAGACGAAAGUUCAGCGUAUGAGGAGUGGCCGGAAUUUCGUCUCGGUGACGCUCCUUCAUACACCCUCCAUGUUGGCGGCCGUGGCAUAGGAACAGCCAUCGACUAUGGCCGAUUCUUCGAACGUAAUAACAAUGGCGCGGACUUUACUGCCAAGGGAAGCCACUGCGGGGAUUUUCUACAUGGAGGAUGGUGGUAUGCCGGUUGUACGCUUAUCAACCUGAACGGUGAAUAUGCGACGCCGGGCACAGUGUCCGCAUAUCACAGCGGGGAAGGUGGAAUGGUCUACUACAGUUUUAAAGAAAACGCGUCAUUAAAAACGUCGAAAAUAAUGAUCAGAAGAAAUACUUAAAUAAAUAGAACUAAAAAUAACACUAACAAUUUGUGUUGAUUAAAUCUUGCAAUGGUACUAUUUACAUAAACCGUUUGAAGUAAACAUACUUUUUAUUUAUUUUUCAACAACAUGACUUUCUGCCAACAACAAUAGCUUGUAUCGCACGAAAAAUCAUGUAAAAGGUGAGAAAACUGCUUGUAACAAUUACAAUUGGUCUUCAGAAGAUCAAAAUAAAAUCACUGUUGUUAAUGAUAUAUGAUUUCAUAUUUUGUAAAUAAUAUAUCGCGUCGAAAGUUUCAUGAGUUAAAUGAAACUAUUACUGUUCGUUUACUGAUAAACAAUACAUUUGUGUAUGAGUUGAUUUGCAUUGUUUGUCAUAUAAUCUGUGCGUCUUGGCCAUCCUUUUCACUGGCCUAAGACCAACUCGCCGAUAUGCCAAUAAAAUCUAUAUUUGUUCAUAAUUAUUCUUGACAGAAUAUGCUUAAUGUUGCAGAAAAAAGUUUAUAAAGCUUUUAAACAUGGACUUGUUUUUUUACAAAAUUCCCCAGUUUGUCUGAGACUUAAAAAU